UCGAAAUGCGGUAUGCAGAGCAAGAAUAGCAGUCGCCAUUUACUGCAAUUUCUUGCUUCACUCUCCAUAGAAGAUAAGUAGCACCAGAAGUAGGUUGUAUGAUUUUUUGCAAUAAAGAAAGUUUGGUCAACGUUGGAGCACGCGAAGACAAGUGAGGACCGAUAUUACUGCAUAUGAAUUUAUCCCUGCGGCAGGCUGCAUCAUUUCCUGCGAGUUUUACUUUUUCGGAUCAUUAUGGAAUCGACGGAGUGAGGGAAGAGCAGCAAUGAAUUCAGAAAACAGGAGGAGUUUUGCAAAACGUCCUUUCAUUGUCUACUUCGUUCCGGGUCACUGCAGUUUUCCCAACGGCGCCGACCAGCAUGCUGACUGACCAUGCUAGAUGAAAUGAUCUAACCUCUACUGCCUCCCUUCAGCAGCCCCGCUCAGUCGCUGAUCUCCGACGGGAAAAUGAAGCGCGCCGAGGAGGUAGAUGUGCCUCUCGUGCUAGGACGAGAGCCCCCGAUGCAACACCUCCAUGUAGAAGACGUUGUCGGGCCUGUCGGUAUCACAGAUUCUGAGCUUGCUGAGCUGGAGUUCACGGCGUUGAUGUCUGGAUGUGACGUCCGCUUGGAGCGGCGGUUCUCCCGGGUUGUGGCGCAGGUGGAAGAGGAGCUGCGAAAGGAAGUUGAUUUGCUGGAAGACCUCAGCUUCGACGGGACGUUGACCUGCACUGACAUCAACACUCCUGCGCACCACGACCUACUUGCAGCUCGGGAGCACUUCGCAGAAGAAGAACCUGGCGGGCGGCAGCAGGAAAAAGCGGCACCUGAUGUUGAUGUAAAUGAAUCGUGCCGGUGGCGCGGCGCAGUGGGGUGGACGACCGGCAAUGAUGAAAAGUCUACUUCAAUGGUGAUUGCUUGCUCGGCUGAUGCAGAUCAAAACUCGGAGCCAGCGACAAGUAACCUUUCGGAUUCUGCUUCCAGAACCGGCGAGGACGGGGAGGAUGCAAAUGGAAAACGAAAAGGGGAACAAGAGGACUCGGAAGAUGUAGCUGACGCUGAUGCAGCAGGUGUUUUGUCCAAGCUGGACGCGACUCUGGAACAGCACUAUCAGCGUAAAAUUCGAAAUCUCGAAGAGCGCCAUAUUCUUGAGCGCGAAGAGUUUCGGACCUCACUGAAACGCGCGGAGCUGCAGGCGAAGCACUGGAAGCAAAAAGUGGUCCAGCUCCACCUGCAGAUGAAAAGCUUUACGAAUGGCGCAAAUUUUGCUGGAACUACUGCGAGUUCUUCCUUGUCAAUACAACAUCUUACCGCCGAAAAUGCUGACCAUCUGGCAGAGCACGAGCACCACGACGCGGCAGCUGCCAAUCAACUGUAUGCUGCGGAGGUUGGUAACCUGCGGCAGCUCGCGCGGAAGCAGAGCGUCGCGAUUGCCAAGUGGAAGAGGAGGUACCACCUGCUGAAGGGCUUGAUCACCGCACCAAUUGGAAGUUCAGGUACGGCCACACGCUCGUCCGGGACCAGAUCUGCUACCGUUUCCAGAUGCGGCACCCCGUCGAACCAGCUAACAGCUACAGCUUCUGUUGUUGUAGUAGGAGACCACGAGGACGAUCAUGUUCAUGACGAACCAGCAGCAGUAGCAGUAGCAGGAAGUAGCGAACAUCAAGAAGCGCAGGGUAGUCAUGAAGAACGGGUCGAGAAGCGUUUUCCGCCUGAUGAUUGUAUUUUCGACAAAGGCCGCCACCACUCGACAGCUGCGCGUAUCGCUUCUGCGGCGCCUGGUGUGCGCGACGGAGCCAGCGCGACGUCCUCGUCUGAAGUGAAUCCAGGUACGAGGAGGUCAAGUUUUCUGGAGCAACUGGAAGAAGCGGCCACCGCGCACUUGCUCUCCGAUAUCCUCUCUUCUUCGAAUACGCGUGCCGCUAGCGCCGGGUUGUCCUCGGCUCUGAAAGCCAACGAGGAUGGAUCUGCUCCAAUGCAGAUGCAGCAGAGCGGACUUUUCUGUAGUGAUGGCGAUCGCGGCACUGAAACAGGGCCAGCACGGGACGUGGAUGCAUCACUUGCAGAGCAGCCGGGAGUUUCGACUGAGGAAAGUAGUUCUUGUGGAGUCGAAACCAUUUCCCUUGAUGUUGCAGGUCGUGCACAUCCUUCAGCAACCCAGCUGGCGGCGCUGCAGCAGCAACUUGAGCGAAGUUUUACGGGCGAGACGACCACCAGCUUGAUGGACCUGAGUGUGUCGUCGUUUAAUACUUCCACCGCAAAUUUGGCACAGUUGAUGGCGUCCUGCUCGAUUUCCGCCCCAAAAUUUGAGCCGAAACACCUUCGCGAGCUGUUUCGGCGCCGCCGGGAGGAAUUUCCUGACAGUGAAGCUGUUGCUGCGCACGCGUCCCUUCCAAAGGUCGAAAGUUUACUGCACAGCUUUGCAAACAUACCUUCACCGGCCACGACGACGAUUGUGUCGUCGCCAGAAGAGGAGCAGCUGCUGGAGCAGCUGCAGCAGCAGCGGGGAAAGGAACAGCAGGAGAAUGGGAAUCUGCAAAGCCAACCCGCACACUCGAAUCUUCGCGCUUGUAUCCCUCCCACACCAGGGGAGACCAUAGCGGCUUCCGCGUCUUUGCUGGUCUCAUCGAACCAGACUCUACCUUUGACACGACGCUCGCCUGCAGAAGUUGAGGCGGCGCUGGGACUCGUGGCCGAAGCAGGGUCUAAUACGGAGCGUGGGCAAGGCGGCAUACCAGGCAGUACAAUCGUAGAAACUACAAAGCGGACUGCUCUAUCACGAGACAAAUUGAACACUUCCACUGAGCGUGAGCGCGACGAGCCGGGCGAGCACGCGUAUUCGCCUGAUGAUCUGCUCUCAACGCUGUGUUCCGACAAGAUCACUGUCGCAGCGUCAAGCUGCCGCACCAUGGUCCCUCCCGGAGACGCUCGCGUUCGGGAUUUGCGAGACUUGCUCAUCGACGACGCUGAUCUGGUUGAUCGAGAGCAAGCUGCGGAAUCGCAUCACGACGACGACAAUCGCAGCCUCGAGGACGAUGGAUCAAUGAUCAAAAAUCAUGUGGUCCAAGACGCCCCAGGAGAUGACCUUGACCGCGCAACGAGCACUGAAACUGCUAGCACGAGUCCCAUCAACUACACAGGUCCACCACCGCCCCCUGCGUUGCGUCGCCGUAAUCCAGGUCUUUCUAUUUCGACAAGCCCUCAUUUCGAAAUGAAUGUCGAGGUACAUGCUGGCACGACCACCUCCAGCAAGAGCAAUGUGGUCGGAGCUGGUUCUACAGCAGCCGGCGCUAGGAAAAAUUUGAUUUCCAGCACGGGCUGCACACCCAGCUCUCCCAUGGCCAACCCAGGCCUUUGGUCUACCACUUCGGCCGCCUCGUCAAAUCUGCGCCGGGUGGUAAUCAACGAGAACCAUAACUGCUACCGCGAAGUGAGCGCCAGCCCGAUUGCAAGCUCGGGCACAACAGAUGGCGCGACGUCCACUCCUUCUUCAUCGAGUGCAUCAGGAGCGCCAACAUCUCAACCUGUACCACUUGCUGUUACCUCGGCGGCGUCUCCGUUUUUAUUUUCGGUGCCGAUUCAUUCCAGCCCUACAUCUUUCUCAUCGACAUCCGGAAUCCAGCUAGGAGGGACUGGCGGUGCAGCUCGCGCUUCUCCGAGCUCUGCUGCGGGGAAGCUACCAGUUGGUAGAUCAAGUUUGAACAGCUCCUACGAGGCCUCUCCGACGUAUACUUCGCUGCUCGGAGGGGGCGGCGGUGGUGCUGGCGGAUUUGGUUCUGCGUCGUCCUCUUGCCAGUUCGUGCCCGUGACGAGCUCCGCGCCAGACAGAGUUACGAUGCUGUCACCGAAAUCGGACUACCAGAGGUCCAAAGUUGCCGAGCGAAUUCUUCAGCAGGAGAAGGACACUCUGUUCCCUUCCGCAGCGAGUGCUGGGGCCUCCUCAUCUUCUACAGCCGUCCUCGCCCACCAUUCUUCCGGCAGGAACUCGAUCACAACUGCUACGAAUCGCCGGGACAGCACGAAUUCUCGGUCUUCAGUGACGCAGUACAAUGCGCUGUAUGGAACUACGUCUUCAUCGAGCCAGAACUACAACCAAGCCGGCGCGUCCUCCUGCUCGUCUCCGACGACGCCAGGAAGCACCGCGAGCUCUUCCAAACACGAACACCAGCCCACUUUUACAAAAUCUGCAAGCUCAACUCUGGAGCACCUAGCUACCUUUGGAGGCGGAGGUGGAGGUGCGUCGACUGCGUUGUCUGGCGGUGGAGGAGUUGCCAACGGUUCUGUGGUCGUCCCGCGAUCUCUGUCGCUUCCGGAUCCGAGAGGGGAAGCGGGAGAACGGCGGGAGGGCGGCUGUGCUGAUCAAAAUGCGGACAUUGUUAACAAAUCUUCUGCGAGUAGCAGCAGCAAAGCAACAAAUUGUGUCAUGAGCACUCCCCUGCAGCGGGCCUCGAUGAUAGAGUACAGCCGGUCGCCCAGUUUGAGUGCGAUCGGCGCCGCGGCCAGCGGUCUGGAGCUGUGUAAUGCGCCGCCGCUUGCGGAGCUACCGCAACGAAUUUUGGAAGGAUUUGGCAGCUCCACCUCGUCGUCGUCCGCUUCAGUUUUUGCCGGACCCAAUUGGAGUAGCGUCAGUGAGGGACGACUACAUCAAAGUCAAUCAACACAGCAGGGCGUUUUUGCGUCUCCCGAGCCGAUUCACCUGGAGCGGCUUCCAAUCCAGCGUGCGAGUCCCUCUCUGCCGGAGAGCAAGACGAAAAUCAAGCAGUUCGUUCAAAUCGUACAGGCGAUAUCACCCGUGCCGGCUCCACGCAGGCUCGUUCAACAGAGCUUGUUCUCCACGACGCCCGCGUCCGGAGAGCAGAACAAAGAAAACCAGCCUAUCGCAACCGCCUCUGGUGCUUCUACUGGUUCACUCUCUGGCAAGCUUCGCCUGAGCUCCGGAAGCGUAGGCGUUAGUCCUCGCCCGCUACCUCUGGGCUCUCCGCCACCUGCGCCGACACCUCCGGUGCCUUCGACUGGGGGACGCGAGCUGGCGCACACUCAGACAACGCUUCUUGCGGAGAAAAGCGCCGCUGCGACGAACAUCGCUGCAAACGCUAGCAGCUCGAGCUCCUCGACGGUGCGAUUGCGUCACUCCCAGCGCUCAGCGCAGAAUGAAACGGACAACUUAAGAGCUGCACUAAUUCAAAGUCGCAACGCUAUCAACAGUUCGAAUUUCUAACUAGCAGAGGAAGUUGUCGUGCUUCUGGAGUUUAUGGAGGCAAGAAAGUAUCUCAGAAAAAAUCGAUACGUCCUAAUCAAUGUUUGAAUUGGCAACGAGAACGGGAUAAUUGUAAUUCCGACGAGUACAACAACUCAAAUAGAAAAUAUAUAGAUAGAU
Messenger RNA from Amoebophrya sp. A120, 5355 nucleotides. The record is from the annotation of a GenBank genome assembly. NCBI's taxonomy places the organism in Eukaryota, Dinophyceae, Syndiniales, Amoebophryaceae.